Molecule: messenger RNA, 5254 nt
Organism: Neomonachus schauinslandi (Hawaiian monk seal)
Lineage: Eukaryota; Metazoa; Chordata; Mammalia; Carnivora; Phocidae
Gene: MRE11
Product: MRE11 homolog, double strand break repair nuclease
Exons: 20
Coding region: 104-2233 (709 amino acids)
Biological process (GO): double-strand break repair via nonhomologous end joining; double-strand break repair via homologous recombination; mitochondrial double-strand break repair via homologous recombination
Cellular component (GO): nucleus; Mre11 complex
Molecular function (GO): manganese ion binding; 3'-5'-DNA exonuclease activity; DNA endonuclease activity
Source: RefSeq, a predicted model, not a curated record
GCUAGAAUUUGGAAUCGAGUGAGUUUUCUGACGUAUUUGAUCACACGACCCAGGAGUACUUGGAGAGAAAACUGGUUCCAGAGGAGCUGGACUGACCAUAAAAAUGAGUCCUGCGGAUGCCCUUGAUGAUGAAAAUACAUUUAAAAUCUUAGUUGCAACAGAUAUUCAUCUGGGAUUUAUGGAGAAAGAUGCAGUCAGAGGAAAUGAUACAUUUGUAACACUGGAUGAAAUUUUAAGACUUGCCCAGGAAAAGGAAGUGGAUUUUAUUUUGUUAGGUGGUGAUCUUUUUCAUGAAAAUAAGCCCUCAAGAAAAACAUUACAUACCUGCCUUGAGUUAUUAAGAAAAUACUGCAUGGGCGAUCGUCCUGUACAGUUUGAAAUUCUCAGCGAUCAGUCAAUCAACUUUGGUUUUAGUAAGUUUCCGUGGGUGAACUACCAAGAUGACAAUCUCAACAUUUCGAUUCCAGUGUUUAGUAUUCAUGGCAAUCAUGAUGAUCCCACAGGGGCAGACGCACUCUGCGCCCUAGAUAUUUUAAGUUGUGCUGGAUUUGUAAAUCAUUUUGGACGUUCAAUGUCUGUGGAGAAGAUAGACAUUAGUCCAGUUUUGCUCCAAAAAGGAAGCACAAAAAUUGCUCUAUAUGGCUUAGGUUCCAUUCCAGAUGAAAGGCUCUAUCGAAUGUUCGUCAAUAAAAAAGUAACAAUGUUGAGACCAAAAGAAGAUGAGAACUCUUGGUUUAACUUAUUUGUGAUUCAUCAGAACAGGAGUAAACACGGAAGUACUAACUUCAUUCCAGAACAAUUUUUGGAUGACUUCAUUGAUCUUGUUAUCUGGGGCCAUGAACAUGAGUGUAAAAUAGCUCCAACCAAAAAUGAACAACAGCUCUUUUAUGUAUCACAACCUGGAAGUUCAGUGGUUACUUCUCUUUCCCCAGGAGAAGCUGUAAAGAAACAUGUCGGUUUGCUGCGUAUAAAAGGAAGGAAGAUGAAUAUGCAGAAAAUUCCUCUUCACACAGUGCGACAGUUUUUCAUGGAGGAUAUUGUUCUGGCUGAUCAUCCAGACAUUUUUAACCCAGAUAAUCCUAAAGUAACCCAGGCCAUACAGAGCUUCUGUUUGGAGAAGAUUAAAGAAAUGCUUGAAAAUGCUGAACGAGAACGUCUGGGAAAUUCUCGACAGCCAGAGAAGCCUCUUAUACGACUGCGAGUGGACUAUAGUGGAGGUUUUGAGCCUUUCAGUGUUCUUCGCUUUAGCCAGAAAUUUGUGGAUCGGGUAGCUAAUCCAAAAGAUGUUAUCCAUUUUUUCAGACAUAAAGAACAAAAGAAAAACACGGGAGAAGAGAUCAACUUUGGGAAGCUCAUCACAAAACCUUCAGAAGGAACAACCCUAAGAGUAGAAGACCUUGUAAAACAGUAUUUUCAGACUGCAGAGAAGAAUGUGCAGCUCUCACUUCUAACAGAAAGGGGAAUGGGUGAAGCAGUACAAGAAUUCGUGGACAAGGAAGAAAAAGACGCCAUAGAGGAAUUAGUGAAAUACCAGUUGGAAAAAACACAGCGAUUUCUUAAAGAGCGUCAUAUUGAUGGCCUAGAAGAUAAAAUCGAUGAAGAGGUACGCCGUUUCAGAGAAAGCAGACAAAAAAACACUAAUGAAGAAGAUGAUGAAGUUCGAGAGGCUAUGACAAGGGCCAGAGCCCUCAGAUCUCAGUCUGAGGACUCUGCUUCUGCCUUUAGUGCUGAGGACCUUAUGAGUAUAGAUUUGGCAGAACAGAUGGCUGAGGACUCUGAUGAGGACAUCACAGCAGCAGCCAGGAGGGGAGGAGGCCGAGGAAGAGGCCGCCGAGGAGGAAGAGGACAGAACUCAGCCUGGAGAGGGGGGUCUCAGAGAGGAAGAGCCAGCACUGGUCUAGAGACUUCUACCCGAAGCAGAAGUUCAAAGGCCACUAUGUCAACACCUAGAAACAUGUCUAUUAUAGAUGCCUUUAAAUCUGCAAGACAGCAGCCGUCCCGAAAUGUUGCUGCUAAGAAUUAUUCAGAGGUGAUUGAGGUGGAUGAGUCAGAUUUGGAAGAAGACAUUUUUCCUACCACUUCAAAAACAGAACAGAGGUGGUCAAGCACAUCAUCAUCAAGCAAGCGCAUGUCCCAGAGCCAAAUAGCUAAAGGGGUCGAUUUUGAAUCAGAUGAGGAUGACGAUGACGAUCCUUUUAUGAACAUGAGUUCUUUAAGAAGAAACAGAAGAUAAUAUAUUUAAUAUAACUUUGAAGUUUUCAAGAUUCAGGAAAAAUCAAAACAUUGCAAGCUAAGAGUUUACAGUUUUUUAAAGUAUUGCUGUUAACUAAAGAAUUUGAAAGAGACUUAACAGGGAAAUUUAAUGUAUAAGAAUUUAUGUUUUUGAGUAUCAUUUCCUGAACAUGACUCCUUUGAGCAGCUUCCCAGCUCAAGAACAUACAGAAUAACAUUGGCUCUCCUUAUUUUUUUAAUCUAGUUGUUAACAUUACCUGGGGCUGCUCUAUAAAAUCAGAAUGUUAUUUUCUUCACAUACAUUAGUGUAUGUCGUACUGAAUGAGGGCUUUGCUUAAAUACCAUUCUUGAGAGUAAGGAUUAAAAGAAAUCUAUCACUAUAUGUUUCUGCUUCAUGAUCAAAGACUAUGACUAUUUUAAUGUAGUUACGUUUAGCCGAAGUUGAGGAAAAGAGCUUAUAAAAUUUGACCCCUUUAUAAUUUUACUAAUUCCUAGAGAUUCUGGAUUUCCUGAAGGUAAAAUAAUCUUUGUGAAACUGUGCCUAAGCUCGCUUGCUGUUCAUUACUCUGUAUUGUUCUUUUUCUAAAGCUUGUGGUAGUUCAGCCACUGAGACUUUGAAUGUUAGAAGUACCUUAUGCUUUGAAUAAUUAGACAUAUUUGUAUUAAAAAAUAGAAAAAUCUCGGAAUUAUUAAGCUUUUGAUUUUAGUUGUAGCAGAUUUUUAAAAGAUUGUGUUCCCACUGGGUUCCCAUUAGUCAUUUUCUUCAUUCUUUAUGGUUCUCUCUUCUCUUACUCUAGAGCUCUCUCAUUUAUUUCUACAAGGAAAAGUGUUAAAAAAAAAAAACAAAAACCUAUUCCUAACUGUAUUUUUCUUAGAAAAUAUUGAAGAACUUUUUUAGAUAGAGUGAUCAGUUGAGCAUUAUAUUAGAUUAAGAUACUGAAAUAUAAUUUCUGUGGACUCUCAAUGCCAAAAUUUCAUAUUAAUAAUGUUUUAUCUUAACAUCGGACAUGCCCAGUUCCAGAAAUCUUAGUGAAGCAGCUUUGUCAAGUCCAUAUUUUCUCCCAUCCAAGUACUGGCCAGGCCUGACCUUGCUUAGCUUCUGCGAUCAGGCACGUUCAGGGGGUACGGCCGUGGGCAAGCUUGUAUUUCUUUCCUUGUGUUCGGGGGGCAGGGGACAUAAUUUGACCUCUUCAAAUCUAAGUUCAAUAAUUCCAUCUCCAUCUUAAGACUGUUAGAACACCCCCUGAGUAUUUCUUCUUUUCAUCUCUGAGGUAGUUAUAUUGAAAGACUCCUUAGGGAAGCCACAGGUCUUGGUGGUACAACAGCCUGACAUUUCUUCACUUGCAGAAUUAAACACUUGACUGAGCAAUAUUCAUGAUUACUGGCAUGGUCACACCUGGACUAUGUCAAAUUGUAAAAGACAGAACAUUUGCAUAGUGGCUCUCUCCAUAUUAUAGCCCUUGGAAAUGGCCUCGGUCAAGAACUGGGAUAUAACAUUCUGUGGGAUAAAUUGGGAUGAAACAUGUGUUUUAAAUAUUUUUUUAAAAAAAUAUUUCUGUACCCAACUUGAGCAAAGAGAUUAGGUGAGCAGACAGCAUUAACUCAGCAAAGGCAUUGGCCUGUGAAAUAUCUCAGGUACCUGUCCCGACAUCUUUACUGUCCCCAGCAGCAGUGAAGCCAGGAGUGAGAGUUGCUUUCCAUGUACAAUGGAAGCUGGCUUGGGUGGCAGCGUCUGGGAAAUGUAGGAGACAGUCACGAAAGCAUGCUGACAAAGUUCUUGCGAAAAAAGGACUUUCUCUCUAAAAAUGGCUCCAUGGUAUGACAAAGGUACUAAAUGUCAUGCCGAUGGCUCCUAGGAAAGAUGAUUCCAUGGCAAUUAGAGAAGUGAAAUUCUCAGCGAAUGCAAGUCAUUUUGUUAAGUUUGUGUCGCUUCAAUAUGGUAAAUAAAACGUGAAAGAAAAUCCUUUCUGAUGGAAUAUUGUUAAUGUAGUUAAAUAUGCCAUAUAGCCUUGCUGUUCUGUAUCGAUGCCAUAAAAUCUAGGGUUUUUUGGGUUUUCAGACAUGUUAGUACAGGUGUGUAUGGGUGAUUCCAGAUGAUCGCAGAACACCUGCAGUUGCUCUUGGAGGCCGAGAGAGCAGUGAUGAAAACAUUCUGAGGGAAAAAAUCCUUCCAUUAUUUACCAAAGAAUGUACCCCUUUCUGGUGUUCUGUUCCUAUCAUAAAAAUAUAGCAAUGCAUUUACAAGGUUAAGAAUGCAUUGUAAUUCUAGGAAAUUCUAGGAAGUAUGACUGGUGCUUAGAAAGUUCAAGCAUUUAGGCAUAUGACAUAAAUCAGGUCCAUAGAAACCAUUUUUGUUUCCCCUAAACUUUUAAAAUUUACAGAGUACAAAAACAAAAGUCAUGUGGUUUAAUAAAGAAUUAUAAAGUGAGUACUCAUGGCACCUCUAUGCAGCUCAAGAACUAGACUAUCUCUAGCGCCCUGGAAGCCUGCUGAGUGUUCUCCCCUCUCCUCUGGCUAACCAGUCUUGACUUCUGUCUUUGAGAAGCUCUUAUUUUUGCCACAAGGUGGCGCUUCCACUGUUAGAUGGCAAAUAGGAUGAUACAACAGCAAAUCUGAAAGGAGGAAGUUAGUAGAGUUUUGCAGUAAAUUUGGAACCUAUGCAAUAAUACUAAGCCUAUGCAGUAAUACCAGAUUAGCCUUCUAAUCUUAGAUGUAAAUUGCUUUACAUAUUUCACCUGGCUCUGCCUGUUACUAAGGAAAUUGCCAGUUUGAUAAAUUUUACAAAUAAUGGUUCAAGAAGAAACUGUUUCAAAGAGAAAAACCCUUUAUUAGAAAAAUUAAAUUAAAAAGUUUCCCAUUGUGAAAUUUGUCUUUUGAAAUGUGCUAUAUUUAAAAAUAACUUUCCCCCAGUGUAAUCUGAUUUUUUUAAUCUAUCAUGCAUUUAAUUCAUGGUGUUCUGUAGCUUUUUAAAGCUAAUUACCAUUAAGAUUAUUGUAAAGAUUUUAUAGAAUAAAGGUUUGUG